UGGCUGUGUCUUAGAAGUUUCAUGCCUUCUGCCUAUUGUUUCCUCGGUGCGGAUUUAAAGAUCUGAGGCGAGCGAGCGAGCGAGCGACCAGUCAGGAACUAGUUUCCCCAUAAAACUUGUGCCGCCGUCGCUUAUUUCAAUCACGUAAGACCCCUAAUGGCGUUGUCCGGGCGAGGGUGUUACGUAUAUCUGUACAAGCUUUUCUGACAACCCCGUGCUUGUUGAUAAUUCCUCUUUUACUGUAGGAGCCACCAAGGUGUUGCCUAAGAGAGUUUAAGCACGCCGAUAUUGCAAAGGGUUAUUAGAUUCAUAAGUCAGCGAAGUGGUGGGCGAUCUACUGAGCACAGCAGAAGUUCUCAUAUGAUGACUUCAAACAAGACACAUUACCUACCAGCAUCUGUUGGAGUGAGUGGAUAUUAAGACACUUCUAUCUCCAGGACAGCGUAGGGGGGAAAAAUGCACGUUGGACAGAGGCACCGGAGUCGUGCAUGGACUAAAACGCCGAGUGGACGCCAACUCUCUUUCUCUCUUUUCCCAGCCCCCCCUUGCCAAACCUGGGAUUGUUUUUUCAACUUUUGUUCCACCAGGUUAGAAGAGUGAUGACCAUCCUGUUCCUUACUAUGGUUAUUUCAUACUUCAGUUGCAUGAGAGCUGCGCCCCUGAGAGAUGCCCCGGGCAUGCGGGGCCACCGGACGGAAGGCUACCUGGGCGCCGCCGCCGCCGCCGCCGCCGCUGCUGCCGCGACGGCGGCGGCGCGAGGCCACGGGACUCCACAGAGCGGCGGCGGGCCGGGCCAGCGCGGAGGGGAGCUGCCCUCGCUCACGGACACGUUCGAGCAGGUGAUAGAGGAGCUGCUGGAGGUGGAGGGGGAGGCGGCGGUGGCGGCGGCGGCGCAGCUGGGACAGGGGGCCGACAAGAGCCAGGGAGGCGGGGGCCCGGCCUCCGCAGCGGCGGCGGCGGCGGCGGCGGCGGUCGCCCCCCCGGAGGCCAAGGAUGUCGACCUGUACGACUCGCGGGUGAUGAUCAGCAACCAAGUGCCUUUGGAGCCGCCGUUGCUCUUUCUCCUGGAGGAAUACAAAAACUAUCUGGACGCCGCCAACAUGUCGAUGAGGGUGCGGCGGCACUCCGACCCCUCGCGGCGCGGCGAGCUCAGCGUGUGUGACAGUAUUAGCCAGUGGGUGACGGCCGUGGAUAAAAAGACGGCGAUAGACAUGUCUGGGCAGACAGUUACCGUCAUGGAAAAGGUCCCCGUCCCCAACGGCCAACUGAAGCAAUACUUUUAUGAGACCAAAUGCAACCCCAUGGGGUACACGAAGGAGGGCUGCAGAGGAAUAGACAAGCGGCAUUAUAAUUCCCAAUGCAGGACAACCCAGUCCUACGUGCGAGCGCUCACCAUGGAUAGCAAAAAGAAGAUUGGCUGGCGGUUUAUAAGGAUAGACACUUCGUGUGUAUGCACAUUGACCAUUAAAAGAGGGAGAUAGUGUAUAAAAUGUAUAGAUUUUAUUGAAGAGUUUAAAAAAGAGAAUAAAGAGAAAAUAUCUAUUUGUAUAUAUACAUAACAGGGUAAAUUAUUCCGUCAAAUGAAAAAUUUUAUGGACUGCAUGUAAAAAAAGAUGAAGUUUAUACAGUAAAAGUGAUACUACAGUCUAUUUAUUGAACAUAUUCAUGACCUUGUAAACAAUUAAAAAAAAUCUGAUCAGUCA
Molecule: messenger RNA, 1703 nt
Organism: Mugil cephalus (flathead mullet)
Lineage: Eukaryota; Metazoa; Chordata; Actinopteri; Mugiliformes; Mugilidae
Gene: bdnf
Product: brain-derived neurotrophic factor
Exons: 3
Coding region: 600-1481 (293 amino acids)
Biological process (GO): positive regulation of collateral sprouting; neuron projection morphogenesis; nerve growth factor signaling pathway
Molecular function (GO): growth factor activity; nerve growth factor receptor binding
Source: RefSeq, a predicted model, not a curated record